UAUCGAUAACGAGUUCUCUCAACUCAACUAAUCUAGUUGAUCGAGACCGCUAUUAGCCUUCCAGGCUAGCGUGUGAUAUUGUAUUGUUGAGUGAAAUCAGACACAAAACAUGUGUGAAUACUAAGAACACAAUUAAUACUACGGGGGUAUUCUUUUGUGCAAGGAAAUUAACUCCAAAAACAAUAAAUAUAGCCACUUCCUUCUUCAGGGCAUGCCAAAAACAAAAUAGAUCCGUUCUCUGACACCUCUUUGGUUGAGUACUAAUACUGCUUGAUUACAUGACCACGAAAAAAAGAAUGCAUAACUGUGCCUUUCGCCAAAAAAAAACGUUUAUUUUAUAAUGUUCAUAUACACUGAGUUUAUCAGUUUUAUUUAUCCACUUUUUUUUUGCUACUCGAAAGCACGUUCUGAACGUUCAGUUGUCCAUGACUUUUAUUUUCAAUGUCAUGACCCAUGUUAUUAUAAACACAUUACUUAACUUCUUUCCGGUCAGUGUUGCUGCAGUCACACUCGGGAAAAGAAACCCUGCAACAUGUUUUGGUUACUAAGUUCGUUAUUCUUGCUGGCAUCUAGCGGCAACGCCGCUAGUAACCACAAAGCGGUACUGAAAAGUCAAUUGCAAGCCCAGAUUGAGUGUAAACAAUACCUCCAAUUUGUCGGAGGUGCCUGCGAAGAACGCUGUAAACUACUGGUGCUUCGUUCCUGGAAUGAUUCUACUGGAGUUGUGGGUCUACCAUUGUCACGACAUUACCCAGCUAUUUAUGUAAACGACAAGAGUAUUGUUCGCACCAACAACUGUCUACAGUGCAAUCUACGAGAAAUUCCGCAGUGCGAUUCUUGCGUUCGAGCCUCCAUAUCACUGAAUUGCUUUGAUCGGAGUUACGGAAGUGCAUUCCCAUCACCACAGCUAGUACCUCUUCCGGACUUACUACAUCUUAAUGUGAUCAGACAAUGUGCACAAAUGCUCCAGAUAUCUCCUCGAGAAUUAGCGGUGUACGGAUCGUCGGAGUUUCUGUUGAAUCAAAAAGCCAGCUGCCUGAUGCGAUGCAUUAUGAUACGUGAGGGACUGUACGACGAUGUCCGCGGGCCAAACAACGAUCGGUUAUACGUGCAGUGCGGUGGUUACGGUACAUCCGAGGAAGAUUUCAAACGUAAAAGUCAACAGUGUGUCGACCGGUUGAAGACUACUUGUUUAGAUAACUGCACUCUAGUCGCGCGAAUUACUAAAGAGUGUUAUCCACCGGGAGCAGGCCUUUUGGAUUUGAUUCUGAGCCUUCUAAGUAUACUGGGACUCUCACUUCCUCUUGGAUCUUUACCCAGUCUACCCAGCCUACCCGUUACUAUACCUACAUUACCUACUUUGCCCACUGUUCCUACUUUACCAACGUUACCAACUAUCCCUACGUUACCUACUAUACCAACAUUGCCCACUAUUCCUACUAUACCAACACUACCCACUGUUCCCACGAUACCAACGUUACCCACUGUUCCUACUAUACCAACAUUACCUACUGUUCCCACUGUACCCAGCCUUCCAGUUUAGUGUUAUAAUUUGAAUAAAGAUUGUUUUGUUUCAGAAUUUAUUGAGCGUCACAGCAAUUGUCCGUUCUUCCGAACCGAAAAACAUUAGAGGGUUUCUCUUUUUAGACUUAACACAGUGUAUAGCUCUGCCGCACCCAAAGCAAAUCGAUUGAGAAAGGAAUAUUAGUUUUAUAUUUUCUGAUUUUCUGAUCUGCAUUACCCACUAGAAUCAUAGGAAUGCUGAUGUGAAU
Molecule: messenger RNA, 1772 nt
Organism: Wyeomyia smithii (pitcher-plant mosquito)
Lineage: Eukaryota; Metazoa; Arthropoda; Insecta; Diptera; Culicidae
Product: general odorant-binding protein 45-like
Exons: 1
Coding region: 533-1543 (336 amino acids)
Biological process (GO): sensory perception of smell
Molecular function (GO): odorant binding
Source: RefSeq, a predicted model, not a curated record